GGCGCCGGUCGCUGCCCUGGGAGCGGGGCGGUCAUGGCGGAGGGCGCUGAGGCGCUCGCGGCUUCCGUGCGAGACUUCGUGAGCGGGCAGCAGGACGGCCGCGCCGCGGAGCUGGCGGCAGGACUGAAAGAUGGAAGCUGGACUAUUCUGCAGCUUGUGGAAGCCCUGGGGUUCUGCCUGGAAAACACCGAUCCCCGGACGCGAGGGCGAGGCAUCCAACUGCUGUCACAAGUGCUGCUUGAGUGUCACUCCUUGCUCCAGGAGAAGGAAGUGCUGCAUCUCGUCCUGUUUUAUGAGAACCGGCUGCAAGAUCAUCACCUCGUGAUCCCUUCUGUGCUCCAGGGUCUCCGUGCACUGAGCCUGUGUGAAGUGCUGGCCCCAGGGCUAGCAGUCUCUGUGCUCAAAGCCAUCUUCCAGGAGGUGCACGUGCAGUCCCUGCUGCAGCAGGACCGCUACACAGUCUACAGCAUCAUCACCAACUUCAUGGCCAGCAGGGAGGAAGAGCUGAAAGGCCUGGGUGCCGACUUCACUUUCGGCUUCAUCCAGGUGAUGGAUGGGGAGAAAGAUCCCCGCAACCUGAUGGUGGCCUUCCAGAUUGUGCGUGAUCUCAUUGUCAAGAACUAUGCCCUGGGUCCCUUUGUGGAGGAGCUGUUUGAAGUGACAUCCUGCUACUUCCCUAUUGAUUUUACUCCACCCCCCAACGACCCACACGGCAUCCAGAGAGAAGAUCUGAUCCUUAGCCUCCGUGCUGUACUGGCCUCCACACCACAGUUUGCUGAGUUCCUGCUCCCUCUGCUCAUCGAGAAGAUGGAUUCAGACCUGCAAAGUGCCAAGCUUGACUCCCUGCAGACUCUGACUGCUUGCUGUGCCAUCUAUGGGCAAAAGGAGCUACAGGAAUUCCUCCCUAGCCUCUGGUCAUCCCUGCGCAGGGAGGUGUUCCAGACAGCGAGUGAGAAGGUCGAGGCAGAAUGCCUCUCUGCAUUGCACGCCCUUUCUGCUUGUCUCUCCCGUUCUGUGCUCAGCUCAGAUGCCGAGGACCUGCUGGACUCCUUCCUUAGCAGCAUUCUACAAGAUUGCAGGCACCAUCUGUGUGAACCUGACAUGAAGCUGGUGUGGCCAAGUGCCAAACUCCUGCAGGCAGCAGCAAGUGCCUCCCUCCGCACUUACCACCGUCUCACCCACAGCAUCCUUCCCCUGCUGCUGGAGCAGUACAACAAGCAUUCACAGAGCAGCCAGAGAAGGACAAUCUUGGAAAUGCUGCUGGGUUUCCUGGAGUUGCAACAGAAGUGGGGACGUGUAGAAGAAGAUGAGAGUGCUCUGCUGUCGCUCCAAGAGACGAUUUGCUCCGUGGUGUUCUCAGCACUCACAGACCCCAAUGUGCAGCUCCAGCUGGUCGGAAUCAGGGCGCUGACUGUCCUGGGCUCUCUGCAAGGCUUCCUGUCUCCCUCUGACCUGGAGCUGGUUGUGGAUCAUCUUGUCCGGCUCGCUCUGCAUGAGGAAGAUUCCCAGAGCAGUGAAGCAGCGAUGGAAGCAGCUGGAUCUCUGGCCCCUGUCUACCCAGAAGUUUUCUCUGGGCGCAUGGUGCCCAGGCUCGGGGAGGAGCUGCAGUCAGAGCGGGAGGAGGAGGAGGAGGGCUCCCGGGAUCUCCGCUCCUUGCGGCAGCGCUGCCUGCAGGCCUUGGCAGCCGUGUCCACACACACCAGCAUUGUGAGGGAAACCGUCCCUGUGCUGCUGCAGCACCUCCGGAAGGUGCAGAAAGGGAGCGAGGCCGGGAAUGCCCAAAACGUGAUCUCAGCGUGCCGGAGCCUGCACCGCGUGGCCCUGCAGUGCCAGCAGGACGCGGAGGGCUGCUGGUACUACCACCGGGCGGUGGUGCCGUGUCUGCUGGCUAUGGCCGUGCAGGCUGCCACACAAGAGAGCAGCCACCCACUGGUAAGCAAGGCGCUGCUGGAGGAGGAGGUGCUGACUGCCAUGGUCCCUGUUAUCAGCGCUGCCACCACUCACCUUAGCCCUGAGCUGGCUGCCCAGAGUGUGUCUCAUGUGGUGCCCCUUUUCCUGGAUGGAGAGGUCUCCUUUCUGCCCCAAAACAGUUUUCCUUGUUCCUUCCAGCCCUUCGAGGAUGGGGAGUGCUUGGAGCCACAGAGACGCCUAGUUUCCCUCCUCAUGGCCUUUGUCUGUUCCUUACCCCGCAACGUGGUAAUUCCUCAGCAGGAACGGUUGCUCCGGGAACUGCUGGCACUGAGUUGCUCCUGCAACUGUCCCUUCACGGCCACCGCAGCUUCCAAGUGCUUUGCAGGGCUGGUGAACAAGCACCCAGCGGGUCAGCAGCUGGAUGAGAUCCUGCAGCUUGCAGUGAACAGGAUGGAGCCUGGCCUUGCGGAAGGGCCUCACCGAACGCAGGCACUCACCCUGCUGCUCUGGGUGACCAAAGCCCUGGUGCUGCGCUAUCACCCCCUGAGCUCCCAUCUGACAGACAAGCUGCUGGGCCUGCUGAGUGACACAGAGCUGGGCCCCACUGCAGCCGAUGGCUUCUCCCUGCUCAUGGCUGAGUCCCCAGACGUGCUGCACAAGGGCUGCCACGCCGACGUGCGCAUCAUGUUCCGCCAGCGCUUCUUCACCGACAACGUGCCCAAGCUGGUGCAAGGCUUCCAUGGGGCUGGCGCCGAUGUAAAGGCCAAUUACCUGAAGAGUCUAUCCCAUGUGCUCAACCACCUUCCCAAACCCGUGCUGGUGACAGAACUGCCCACGCUGCUUUCCCUCCUGCUUGAGGCCUUGUCCUGCUCAGACCGCGUAGUACAGCUCUCCACCCUGAGCUGCCUCCAGCCGCUGCUGCUUGAAGCCCCCCAGAUCAUGAGCCUGCACAUCGACACACUGGUCACCAAGUUCCUCAGCCUCACCUCCAGCCCCACCAUGGCUGUUCGCAUUGCUGCCCUGCGUUGUGCCCAUGCACUCACCAGCCUGCCCACAACAGUGCUGCUCCCGUACAAGGCUCGAGUUAUCCGGGCGCUGGCUAAGCCUUUGGAUGACAAGAAGAGGUUGGUGCGGAAGGAGGCAGUAGCAGCACGAGGGGAAUGGUUCCUGGUGGGGAGCCCAGGCAGGUGAGCACCCUGCGUCCCCUCCCUGUGCUUACUGACAAUCUAACCAGGACCACCCUGUCAAUGCCGCGGACCCAGCUUCCCUCAGAGCCUGGUACUGCCUGGAGCACUAAGGCUGGAGAAUGGGGACCUGCAGGCAGCACCUCCCCUGUGGCCCCUUCCUGGCCCACUGCCCUCUCCUCUGCACCUAGCAGAGGGAAGGAGCUGUGCUGCUUCUGGCUUGCCUGUAGCCAGGGACACCGAGGGACAGAUUUGCCACCUAUGAACUGCAAGGGCAGGCUUGUGCAUACGGGUGCUCUGUGCAGCACCCCACGUGUGAGAGGAAUAAACUUGUCUGUUUUGGUAA
This is a messenger RNA of Gallus gallus (chicken), 3441 nucleotides long. RefSeq names its product MMS19 homolog, cytosolic iron-sulfur assembly component (gene MMS19). Gene Ontology annotation, biological process: iron-sulfur cluster assembly. NCBI's taxonomy places the organism in Eukaryota, Metazoa, Chordata, Aves, Galliformes, Phasianidae. Gene Ontology annotation, cellular component: MMXD complex; cytosolic [4Fe-4S] assembly targeting complex. The record is from RefSeq and is a predicted model, not a curated record.